Messenger RNA from Amphimedon queenslandica, 486 nucleotides. RefSeq lists its product as uncharacterized. Bases 1 to 486 code for a protein of 161 amino acids. The record is from RefSeq and is a predicted model, not a curated record. The transcript is spliced from 3 exons. NCBI's taxonomy places the organism in Eukaryota, Metazoa, Porifera, Demospongiae, Haplosclerida, Niphatidae.
AUGGAGUCUUCCCUAAACAAACACAUUGCUAAGAAGCACCCUGAUGAAUCAUCUAAGGAAAACUUAAGAGAAAGUCGAAUCUCGUGCCCUAACUGCUCUGAGAAAUUUAUAACAUUGACUAGUUUGAUCCAUCAUCUGGAGAAGUCCCACAAUGAGAAAGUUCCAAUCAAUAAACUCUCAUUUGAAUCUAUGAAAGAGUUUUAUCUGUGGAAAAAGCAAGAAGAGCAGUCAUCUGAUUCACUUUAUGUCCAAGAUAGUGGUUGCCGUCUUCAAGGAUUGAAUUGCAAACGAUACUAUUAUUGCCAUCGCUCUGGAGUCUUUAAAGCCAAGGGAAAAGGCCUUAGAGUUCUUAAAAUCCAAGGUUCCUGUAAAAUAAACCAGUUCUGUACAGCAAACAUGCAGGUGUCAGAGGAUACAGUAACUGGAAAAGUGACGGUGACACAUUGCAGUCAACAUAUUGGACACACUUUGGAUAUGUCAUCUUAA